Molecule: messenger RNA, 1302 nt
Organism: Lycium ferocissimum
Lineage: Eukaryota; Viridiplantae; Streptophyta; Magnoliopsida; Solanales; Solanaceae
Product: calmodulin-lysine N-methyltransferase-like
Exons: 7
Coding region: 84-1046 (320 amino acids)
Cellular component (GO): cytoplasm
Molecular function (GO): calmodulin-lysine N-methyltransferase activity
Source: RefSeq, a predicted model, not a curated record
AUUAUUGCCAGACACUCCCACUGUUAACACAAACCCAAGAAGUGAAAACUAGGAGCAAAAUCAGCAUUUCAAGAAGUGCAAAAAUGGAGGCAAAUAACUCAAAAUCAAACACAAGUGCAUCAUCUCUUCGAUGGAAGAUCCUUCGUCGUUCUCUUAUUCGUCGCCCUUCUUCCAAUUCAGAAGAUAAAUCUGAAAUUGGUAUUCAGAGAAUUUCUAGGAAGGCAACCCUUGGGUUUAAUUUGAUACCAUAUUAUCUGAUGAAAGACAGUAUUGAAGAAAAUGUGAAUUCCUCAAAGGAAAAUUCAAUGCAUAGCUCAAGGGAUGCUACCUUAUGUUAUACAUUGCCAAUUCUUAAUGCUCCCCAACUUAUUCUACAUCAGAGAGUGGAUGAUAGGGCACAUCUUAAUGACUUUGAGGUCUGCAAUAGAUAUGAUAUUGACAACACUGGACUUGUUUGUCAAUGGCCGUCAGAGGAUGUCCUUGCCCACUACUGCUUGUCACAUGCAAGCAUUUUCAGACAAAAAAGAGUCAUUGAACUUGGAUCUGGCUAUGGCUUAGCUGGAUUGGUCGUUGCAAUGACCUCAGAAGCACAAGAAGUUUUCAUAUCUGAUGGAAAUCCCCAAGUUGUUGAUUAUAUACAGCGUAAUGUAAAUGCCAACUCUGGUUCGUUUGGUGGUACAGAGGUGAAGCCAUUGAUGCUACACUGGGGUCAGGAAAAUGACAUUGAUAUCUCCAACACAUUCGAUGUCAUCAUUGCAAGUGACUGCACUUUCUUCAAAGAGUUCCAUGGAGCACUCGUCCGAACUAUCAAAUCGCUUCUGAAAGAGGAAGGUCCGUCUGAAGCCAUACUUUUAAGCCCCAGAAGAGGCAACUCAUUGGACAAAUUUCUCGUAGAAGUUAAAGAUAGGGGGUUGCGUUUCAGGACAGAUGAAAUCUACGAUGAAGAAGUUUGGAGGCGUCAUCAGGGAUUUGUUGAGGGUGAUGAUUCCUGGCCCAAUUAUGAGAUGGAUCAUUGCUAUCCUUUAUUGGUCAGAAUUACGCGGUGAAGAUUAACAGUGCAGAUUUACUGUGUUCAGUAUGCUUAUUUUGUACAUAUAGAACUAUAAAAAAGUUAGCUCCAAUCUUAUACUAUGAAAUAUGAACUGAUUCCACUAUGGACAAGUUACUACCAUAGUUAUCAAGAUUUCAUAUUUGUCUUAGCCCCCUCUAGAGUUCUGAAGUAGUUCAACUGCAAACAACUUGGUAUUCUUACUCAAGUGUAAACUUCAUUUUGAUUUUACACAUUGCAGACAAUUGAACUCA